GAAACGUGAUUGUCCUAGCUGCACAGACUCAGGCCUGAGAACUGGCCAUGCCACAGAACAAACUGCAUAGCUGGCUGAAUGCUGUGCUCUUUGGGCUCCUGCUUCUUCUCAUCCAUGUGCAGGUUGUCCACAAAACGUUAGGAUGAAUAUGGAGGGUCUGAAGGAGAUGAAGCUGACCCUGCCACCUGUCUCCAUGUCUGAGGACUGCCUGUAUCUCAAUAUCUAUGCACCAGCCCAUGCCCAUGAGGGCUCUCACCUGCCUGUGAUGGUAUGGAUCCAUGGCGGUGCACUCACUGUAGGCAUGGCUUCCAUGUAUGAUGGCUCCAUGCUGGCAGCCACUGAGGAUGUGGUGGUGGUCACUAUCCAGUACCGCCUGGGUGUCCUUGGCUUCUUCAGCACUGGAGAUCACCAUGCCAGGGGAAACUGGGGAUACCUGGACCAAGUGGCUGCCCUACGCUGGGUCCAGCAGAACAUUGCCCACUUUGGAGGCAACCCUGACUGUGUCACUAUUUUUGGCGAGUCAGCAGGAGGCUUGAGUGUGUCUUCUCAUGUUGUGUCCCCCAUGUCCAAAGGACUCUUUCACAGAGCCAUCAUGGAGAGUGGAGUAGCUCUGAUGCCUGGAACCAUAUUUAACUUCUCUGAGAUGGUUUACCAAAUGGUGGUCAAGCUCUCUGGAUGUGAGGCCAUGGACCCAGAGUCCCUGGUGCACUGUUUGAGAGGCAAGAGUGAAGAGCAGAUUACGGUCAUUAGCAAGGAGUUCCAGAUGAUCCCUGCUGUGGUGGAUGGAGAAUUCCUACCCAACCAUCCUCAGGAGCUGUUGGCCUCUGCUGAUUUUCACCCUGUCCCCAGCAUAAUUGGUUUCAACAAUGAUGAGUAUGGUUGGAUCGUCCCCAAAGUCAUAGGCUCUGCUCAGACAAUAAAAGGAAUAACCAGAGAGAACCUGCAGGCUUUUCUGAAGGAUACAGCACCACAAAUGAUGUUGCCUCCUGAGUGUAGUGAUCUGUUGAUGGAAGAGUACAUGGGGGACAUUGAGGACCCCCAGACCCUCCAAGCACAGUUCACAGAGAUGAUGGAAGACUUCAUGUUUGUGAUCCCUUCUCUCCAAGUAGCGCGUUUUCAGCGUUCCCAUGCCCCUGUCUACUUCUAUGAGUUCCAACAUCAAUCCAGCUUUCUCAAGGAUAUCAGGCCACCCCACGUGAAGGCUGACCAUGGAGAUGAGGUUCCUUUUGUUUUUGGUUCCUUCUUCUGGGGCAUGAAACUUAACCUCACUGAGGGGGAAAAGCUGCUAAACAGGAGAAUGAUGAAGUACUGGGCAAACUUUGCAAGAUAUGGAAACCCCAACAGCAACAGUCUACCCUACUGGCCUGUGUUUGACUAUGAUGAACAGUAUCUGCAACUGAACACCCAGCCUGCUGUGGGACGAAUCCAGAAGGCCAGAAAGCUGCAGUUCUGGACCAAGACUCUUCCCCAGAAGAUCGAGGAGUUAAAGAGAUCUCAAAACAUGCACAAAGAACUAUAGUGCCCUGUGUGAGGAAUGGUAUGUUAUGUUGGCUGCUGAUGGAGUCAGCUUCAGGUUCCCAGAACACAUUGAGGAACCUGACUUGUUUCUAACAUUCACAUAACCUCUGUGCUUGUCUGUUCUUCUCCAAUUAUCACAUAUCCUCUGCAAGUGACUCUUUAUCCUGCUGGGUCAUCUUUUCUUAGACCCAUUCAAUAAGUGUUCCCCUCCCAGUGGAUUUGUGAACCCCAUAAUACCCCAUCUCCUUUCACACUCCACUGGGACUAAGGCCUUUCCUUUCUUCUUUCCUUACUUCACCUCUCAUCCUCACUGUCCUCUUCUCUAUCUAUGACCAAAAUAGUUUUUAAGUAGAGCAAAAGCUUUGGGGAAACAUUGAUAUGAUUCUCCAAACAGCCCAUAUCACAGGGGUGGGCUGUGUCAAAAAUCACAUGCUCUCUCUCAUCAGCUUCAUACUUUUGGAGACCAUGAAUUCCAAGGUUAAGAUACUAACAGGUUUGCUAUACAUGCUCUCUAGCCCAAAGAUGGUACCUGUGUUCUCACUGAGUAGAUUGGACAGUUAACAAUCCUCCAAUAGGCCUAUCUCUUAAUAUCAUCACAUUGGAGUUUAGGUUUCAAUAUAGAAAUAUGAUUCAUAGAUAUUUUCAAAACAUAGCAUGUAGAGGUUCCCAACUUGAUCACUAGAUUUGAAAACAUCUAAAAGUGUCUCUAUCUACUGUGUUUGUAAACUUUGCCUACAAUUUAUUUGAAGAUAAUCUGUCCGUUUGUCAUUUGUUAAUAUUGAUUUCUUUUUUUCUUCCACUUCCUAUCAUCCAACCUCAUUCAUUCAUAUAGUUCUAUACCAAAAUAUUCAGUGGCAUAAUUUAAGUAUCUAUUAUCCUGAGAGAGAGAGAGAGACAGAGAGAGAGACAGAGAGAGAGAGAGAGAGGCAGAGAGAGAGAGACAGCGAGAGAGAGAACCAAGAAAAACUAGGUUGCUACUUCGUAUGUGCUGAGGUUUAUCCCUACUUCCAAGGGUUCUAUGUACAUGGUAAGGCCCAUACUUGCAUGAUCACAACACAUCUGUGAAGAUGUCUGACUAUGGGGUGAGUCCUAGUAACAAGGUGAGGGGAUCAGAAGGUCUAUACAUGUACAAUAGAAAUUGUUGUCCCCAGUCUGCAUCUGAUCACAUAUAUGGGUGUACUCCUGACUUCCACAGUUCCACUGCAAACUUCCGGUCCCUGUGAUAAUCCCCACUGCCUUUAUGGUCCAUAUGCAUGGUUUUCAUUCUUAUCUCCUUACUGUUGCAAGACAUUUCUGGUCUUUCUAACAAAUACCCUCUCUUUUACUUUAUGUCACUAUACAAAGGUGACAAGUUGUGCUCAAACCACCUGAAUCCCCCCCAAAAUAUGUUCUCUUAUCUGUCAUAAAGAUCCCAGAGCCUUCAUGCUAGAGACCCUACAUGCCAUAGCCCCUUACCUCUGAUUACCUUGCCCUACAAGGUUAGCAAAGUCUCUCUAUUAAAAUCCAGUGUGCGGAACCACAAGA
Messenger RNA from Rattus norvegicus (Norway rat), 3042 nucleotides. It is a transcript of the gene Ces2g, whose product is annotated as carboxylesterase 2G. Gene Ontology annotation, molecular function: carboxylesterase activity; carboxylic ester hydrolase activity. Lineage: Eukaryota; Metazoa; Chordata; Mammalia; Rodentia; Muridae. The record is from RefSeq and is a predicted model, not a curated record.